AUGAUACCCAGUAAGCUCCUCUCCAUCCUCGUGUGCGCGUUCCUCGUCGCCCAGGCGUUACCAUGCCUGGCUUCUCAUAGCGCCGCAUCCCUCACACAACGUCGCACACUCCCCCAGCGACGGUUCCUCGACGAAAACGAAGACCCGUACGCCGACCUGUACGACUAUAAGGACUUCCCCACCGACGACGCGCCCGACGACGGAUCCGCUCUGGUCAUCAAGGGUGUUACAGACGAGGACCCUGAUGGCGAUGGCGAUAAUGACACCGACGUCAGCGACAGCCGCGCCAACGGUCUUCUUCCGCUCGGCACUCACGGCGGCAGGGUGCCGUACCCCACGAAAGACCCGGCCCCGCCGACGAGUGAUAACGAUACGGACGCCGGGCGCGGCGUGGAAGGCAUUGAAGGGGGGAGUGGCGUGUGGAUUCGAUCGGCUUCGUUUCGCGCCGCUCUCCUUCCCCUCGUCGUCGCCCUCGUUGCCGCGGCGACAGACGCGUCGCAUCAAGCGACGGAAUCGCGCAAAUCGCUCGGGUUCUCCCGCGACGAUCGUGAUCGGAUCAACGGCCCCGAUCGCAACCCCGCGUGGGCCUCUCUAGACUCCCUAGGAUCGUUGCACUCGUUACAAUGGCGCGGGCUUCAAGAAGUCGAUUCGUACGGUCACGUCGAUCCGUACGGUUACGAUGAUCCGUACGACUACGCAGACUUCCCAACAUCGGGCGGACCUGUUGGGUACGAUCCUUCGCAGCUGUUACCAACCGCUGUAACGGUCGCAGACAACAGUUCGCAGAGCAGUAGUCGCGGAAACGCGCUCAUGCCUCUCGCAAUGCACGGCGGCAACAUCCCAUACCCCACCGGAGAGGUCACCGCGCCGCCUCAUUACACAGAGAAUGGCGACCGUGUGGAAGGGGUCGAAUGGUGGCGCGGGCACGUCCCCGGCGAUAACUCCUCCCUCGCGGCGCCCUCGCCGGGUUCCGCGCCGUCUAAUCCGGCGUUCUUUCCGCAGCUGCCCGGGGCGGAAGGCGGGAACAGCAGCAGCAGUGCGCAAGAGGAACCACCCGCUUGGUGGAUGGGCGACAAGGGUCAGGCGGGGAGCCCGGGCGCGGGGGCAGCGGGAGGCGGAGAACAAAACGGGGUUGGCGGAGGGCAAAGCGGAGGAAGCGGAGGGAACGGGGGGAAUGCGGGAAGCACGGGGGUUGAUAAUGGUACCUCGAGCUCUGGCAGUAGCAACAGCAGCAGCGGCAGCACCGUCGACAGUACCGGCGGCAGCGGCAGCGGCAGCGGCGGCAGCAGCAGCGAGGAGUCGUCGUUCAGCAUCAACGGGCUGUCUAAAAACGCUUCGAUCGCCAUUCUUGCGGGUUUCUGCUUCUGCGGAUUGCUGCUGAUUGCGGCCAUGGUGGUUAUAGUGCGUCUUUAUUUCAUAGGCCGCAAAAAUACCGCCGCCGCCGCCGCCGCCGCCGCCGCCGCUGCCGCCGCUGCUGGCGGUGCUGCGGAUCCCCAGCUUGUGAAAAAACUGGAAGACAAGGAGUAUGAUGGAGACGAGGAGAGUGGAAAUGCAGCAGCCUUGGCGGGUUCUAGCUGCUGUGGCACGACGGAAAAAGGGGCAGCCGCGGAGAAGCGCGGGGAGGGCGAGGAGCGCGAGGAGCGGAGCGAGCAAUCGCGGGAGCGCUGGGGUUGGUUCGCUGCUUCGUCUGCUUGGCUCGCGGCUCUCCUUCCCCGCGGGAGGAUCGCCGCAGCUUCGUCCGCUUCCAGUAGCAACUCCCUCAAAGGCCGCGUGCGCGUGUGCUCGCCACGUGCCAGCGUGAGCCAGGCCGGCGCGCACCGGUCCGACGUGGCGUGGCAGGCGGUGCCGAACCUGGACCCGCAGCUCGGCGCGGUGUGGGAGGAUCCCGAAGCGGGGGCUAUGGGCGGGGGAGGUACGGGGGAGUCAUGGCAGGGGAGAGUGGAAGUAGUAGAGGUGGUGGAGAUAGAGAAUAUUUUAGGAGGGGAAGAGGAAGAAAAAGGGGAGUCAGAGGUGACAGAGGAGAGGGAUGAGAGGGAGGAGAGGCAGGAAGACAAAGAGGAACCGUCUUUCCUUAUGUCUCCGUGUGGGUGGACUGGGUUCGGCUCGUGGUGGCGAGGACGGGCGAAUGCAAAGGAGGGUUUGAAGGAGAGUGGGAAAGGAAGUGAGAAGGGGAGUGAGAAGAGCGAGGAGGGCGAGGAAGGGGGUGAGAAGGGGAGGGCGGAAGGGAAUAGUGAUGAGCAUGAAAAGGGGAAAGAGGGGACGAGUGAAGGGAGGAACUGGAGUAACAGGGAGAGUGUGGAAUCUAGCGUUGAGGAGAGAGAUGGAUUGAAUGGGGCGGAGGCAAAGAGCGAGCGUUGUUAUAACGAGGACAAUGAGCAAGGCAAGCAUGAAGUGGGCGCAUGGAGAGGCAGCAGCGCCAAGUGCACUGGUGCAGCUGCGGGAGGCGCUCUUCGCCAACAGGGGGUUACCACAGCAGUGGCGAAAUGGGCGGGCGUUCGCGAAAUGAGUCUCAAGGAGGUGCUGGCGAUGACUGACAACUUCGCACAGGCUCGCAUUCUCCACGAGAGGCGCUCAGUCGCUGUCUACCGAGCCUGCUGCCCAGCCUCGGGGCAGGUCUGGGCUGUGAAGCGUGCCAAGCUCUCCCUGCUGUCUCCCUCCCCAACCUCCCCUGGAGGCUCGGGAAGCGGACGAUCGUCAGAAGGGGAUGAGGAGAGGGACGAGGGGAGGGGCAGGGGAGGAGCAGCGGAGAAAGGAGUAGACGCUCUAGCCGCUGCAGCAGCAGCAGCAGGAGGAGGAAGGGGAGGAGGAGGAGCAAUAGCAGCAGCGGCAUCGCCAGAGGCAGUGGUGUCGAUGACGGCUGAGGCGUUCGCGGAAGCCGCCAUGGCGCUGGGGCGCAUGGCGCACCCGCGCCUUGCGCGCGUGGUGGCGUUCUGCCGCGAAUGCGCGGAGAGGAUACUCGUGCUGGAGAUGGCGGAAGGGGAAGCGCUCUCCGCCGCGCUCCAUUCCGCCAUUCCCCCGCCGCCGCUUGCAGCUCCGCGGGCAGUUGCGCACGGAGCGGCCCUGUCGCUCCCCCAGCGGCUGCAGGUCGCGGCGGACGUGGCGAGCGCGCUGCAGCACCUGCACGCGCAGCUGCAGGCGCACGAACCCCCCAGGCGCAAGGAGCGCUUGUAUUCCCGCCUGCUGCUGCUUCCUCCGCGCGCGCACGGCGCAGUGUCCGCGGAAAACGUGAUUGUGGACGGGGAGGGGCGCGCGCGGGUGAUCGGCGGGGAGCAUCUGCGCGCGCUGCUGGUGCAGUCGGUGGGGGUCGGGGGGGGUGGGGUGCGGGGACUGGAAUGGGGGGAAGAGGAAGAAGAGGAGGAAGAGGCGGAGAAAGCGCACAAUAAUAAUCAUCAGAACCAGCACCAGCAGCGGCAGCGGCAGCAGCAGAGGGAGAGGGAGCGGGGAAGGAGUCAGCGCGAGGUGGUAUUCGAUACAUCUAGCGAUGGCGCAGCAUACGCAGACACGUGGCAGCAGCAGCAGCAACAGCUGCAGAACGCGUCCCUAUCCCCGUGCCUGGAGCCCCACGUGGCUGCCACGGUGGCAGGUGACGUGUUCAGCGUGGGCGUGCUGCUGCUAGAGCUCGUGACGGGUAGGCGACCCGUUGUGCGCGGACAGAGAGACCUGCGCCUCGCUGCCCUCGCUGCUGCUGCUGCUGCUGCAGCAGCUAAGGGUGCAGGAGGAAAUGAGGAGGCAGCGGGAGCAGGGGGAGCAGGAGGGAUAAGGGGGCGACACCCAAGGGAAGGGCCUGCUGAGGAGGGGCGUGAGUCGGAGAGUGAGGGAGGGAGUGAGGCAGAGAGUGAGGAGGAGGAGACAGCAAGCAAACUGUCCCUCUGGUCCCUUCCCUUGGACAAAUCACCUCUCGCCCACCCCACCUCUCCCACACACCAACCCACACCCACGCCCAUGCCCCUUACCUCGCCAUCCUUCCGCUGCUCCUCCCGCUCUUCUCCCCCGCACCACGAGCGCCACUCGCCGCUCCAUAUAGUCACAUGGGUUCAGAUGCUUCUGGAGGGCGGGGACCCACGUGUGAUUGUAGACCCGGGUUUGGGCCUCUGGGCUGAACCGGAGAUCAGCGGCAGUGGCCGGGUGGUGUGUAGGGAAGAGAGCGAGGUGAGUGGGUUGGCGUCCUGUGCUAGUACAAGCACCGCCACGACGGCUGUUUCUGGUGCUGCUGGCGCCGGCACAGAUUCCACCUUCACCAGAAGCACCCUGGACGAGGGGGAGGAGGAGGGCGAAUCUGGAGCAACCGCGGUGAGCUCAUACUCAGGGGUUACUCAGAGCAGCAGGAGCAGCAGACGCAGCAGCGCGGGUUCUGCUGCUGCAAGCAAGCUCUUUGCGUGGUCCUGGAGAUCUCCAGUUGUGACCGGGAAGUCGGGAAGGGAAGCAGCAGCAGCAGCCACAAAGGGAGCAGCAGCAGGAGCAGCGAGACAGGAAGCAACAGGAGCAGGGAGGCAGGGGGCAGCAGCGGGGUUGGUGAGUGCGGCGGUGGAAGCAGCGUGUGUGGCGGCGGUGAGUGGAGUGGUGGAGCUGGCACUGCGCUGUGUGCUGCCUGCCCCUACUGCACGCCCGUCCAUGGCCCAGGUGGCCACCGCUGUGGAGAUGCUCCGCCUGGACCUGCAGGGGGAACUCGUCGCUCUCGGUGCUAAUAGUGGUGUUGGUAGUGCUGGUGCCGCCGCUGAUGCUGCUGGUGCUGCUGGUAAGGAGAAGUGCUGCGAUGCGGAAGGGAGAAAAGCUGGCACGGAUGAAGUGACAGUUGACCCCUCCAUGGACCAGGCGGCCACGGCAUUGGAGAUGUUGCGGCUGGACUUACAGGGGGAGCUUGUUGCUCUCGGUGCUGGUGAUGGUGCUCGUAGUGCUGCUGGUGCUGCUGCUGGUGGUGCUGCUGGUGGUAGUACUAAUGGAGCUGCAGCAGUGGAAGGGGCCGUGCCUGGCAAGGACUGCAGGCUUACAGGGAACGCGCCUGCUGAUGAGGUCGUUUUCGAGCUGUCGUUCAAGCAGCGCAGCCCUGGGGUUGUUGAUGCUGCUGUUGCUUCCCCACUGCCUGUUGCUGGCACCCCCAUGCCGAAACUACACCUGGACUCAGAGGAAGAGGAAGAAGACGAGGAGGAGGGGGAGGAGGAGGAAAGCGAUGAUGAUGAAGAAGAUACUGAUGAGGAUGGGGAUGAGGAGGAGGACGAGGAGGAUGGUGAUGGUGAUCGGAGCGACUCAUACGAGUGUGAGAACAGCCAGAGCCAGAGCUUGAGUGCAGCAACGGCAUCGGCAACGCUGGCUGUUGUGAGUGAGAGCAUGAGCGGGGAGUUCGGUAGUGGGGCUGCUUAUGGCGAGGACGAGGCGACGAGUGGGAAGAGAAGGGGUUGGUUCAGUGCACGGGCGGACUGGGAGGGGGAGGUGACGUCUGGGGAGAUAGAGGAGGAGGAGGAUGGGGAGGAGGUGCGGACGAGGUGA
Molecule: messenger RNA, 5484 nt
Organism: Closterium sp. NIES-65
Lineage: Eukaryota; Viridiplantae; Streptophyta; Zygnematophyceae; Desmidiales; Closteriaceae
Source: the annotation of a GenBank genome assembly